AUGGCGAUGCAAUCUCCUCCUCCACCCCCGUUCGCAGAUUGGCCGCCUCCUCUCCCCACGGCGAUGGCGGACGGCCCCAAGGUCAUCUGUAAGCGGCGGAAGCCAGCGGACAGCCUCACCGAAGACCUCCUCGUCGAGAUCCUGUCGCGUGUGCCGUACAGAUCGUUGUGCCGCUUCAAGUGCGUCUCCAAGCAGUGGCGCGGCAUCAUCUCCCACCCCGACAACCGCAAGGUGCUGCCGCAGUACCAUCUUCAAGAACUCGCCGGCUUCCUCUACGAGCGCCAUUACCUAGUUCGCAAUUUCGCCCGUGUCUCGGCGGGAGGCCGCCCUCGUAUCCGCCCUUCCCUCCCCUUCCUGCCUGGCUGUGAUCACUUCCACCUUCUGGACAGCUGCAACGGCCUACUCCUCUGCCGCCGCUUCGAGACCGCUGAUUCAUGGGAAUUUGAUUACGUCGUGUGCAAUCCUGCCACGGAGAAGUGGGUCGUCUUGCCCGGCUUCUUCAGCAUGUGGCACACAGCUCGCUUGGGGUUCGACCCGGUUGUCUCCUCGCACUUUCAUGUGUUUCACUUCCUGGAUGAUGGACACGUCAAAGGGGUUGAGAUCUACUCGUCCGAAACCGGGGCCUGGAGUCACAAGGACAGCGGUUGGGGCUUCCCAACUAGGAUAGCGCAUGAUUCUAAAAGUGCAUUUGUCAAUGGUUGUCUGCAUUUGAUCGCCGCCGAGGAUGCGGUGGUGGCAGUGGAUGUGGAGGGAACUACUUGGAGGGUUAUUCCUAUGCCAGAUGAUCCGGAUGCCCCUACAAUAGAUCCUGCUUAUGGGUUCAUUGAUCUGUCUCAAGGGCGUUUGUAUUUAGCGAAUACUGAUCAACAUGAUAAGUAUAAACUAUCGAUCUGGGUUCUUGAGGACUAUGACAGUCAAGUGUGGGUCUUGAAGCACAGUGUCAGAUAUAUUCAUCUACUUCGAGUGAAGUAUGCCCAUCUGGGAAGCAAGUAUCAUAUUGUCGCCCUCCACCCGCAACGAAACAUGAUUUUCUUUGUUUAUGGGCAUCACAAAAGACUCAUGUCUUACGAAAUGGAUAGUGGGAAAGUGCAGCGCAUCGACUAUCUUGGACAUGAUUCCGUGCUACCCUACCUUCCUUAUGUUCCCUUGUACUCAGAGGAAUUGGCAGAUUGGCACUGA
Messenger RNA from Triticum urartu, 1179 nucleotides. The record is from RefSeq and is a predicted model, not a curated record. NCBI's taxonomy places the organism in Eukaryota, Viridiplantae, Streptophyta, Magnoliopsida, Poales, Poaceae.